CUGAAGCGCAGGAAUCCCAUUUGAAAAAAAACAACCAGGAAGUUAAACAGAGAAGGAAUCGUAUUUGCAUUCGUGGAACAUUGAACUUUGUGUAAAGUGUGUAUAAAACUGUUUUCAUAGUGUUUGAAAUAAGUGCGUUAGCUUCACAUCCAGUGGAUUCACCGGGUUCAGAUACUUGUUUCCGACACGAUGGACGUUGAUCCGGAGCGGGGAGGAGUGGCAGAAGUGCCGGAGCCAAAGGACAAGGUGCAGACCUUGAAGGAUCAGGUCGAUGGAGUCAAAAACAUCAUGACGCAGAACGUGGACCGAAUCCUGGCCCGAGGGGAGAGGCUGGAUGACCUCAUGGGCAAAUCAGAGGACCUGCAAGCAGGGGCUCAGCACUUUAAGCAGACGUCUCAGAAGGUGGCUCGCUCUUACUGGUGGAAGAACGUCAAGCUGAUCGUGUUGAUCGUUGUGAUCGUCCUCAUCAUUGUCCUCGUCAUCGUCCUGCUGGCUACCGGAGUCAUCCCCACCAGUUCCCCCCUGCCUCCUAUAGUCACUCCCACCUCCAAGCCUAACCCAUAAACAAACACACUUAAUGUACAUAAAGACAUAUUUAAAUCAUUAACAAAGGCAUUCCAAUUGCACAUUAUACGAAACUUUUGCAAAUCACUGCUGUCUGGUGAAACCUUUAUCGCUUCUGAGUUAGUGUCCACUGAUAACUGUCAUGCUUCUAUUGGAAUUUAAGUAUUUCCUGCUUUGGUUUAAGGAACUUUAAUGACAUGGGAGCUUAUGAAACAUUUUCAAAACACAAUUCCAGCAGCCAUUUUUGAGUAAAUAAGAAAUCAACUUUGCUUUGUAAGUAAAAGUCUACAGAAAGUCUGAGGUCUUCACCUGACAGCAGCAGCAAAAUUUCUGUUCUCAAAGGACGACUCACACCACCGCUGUCAGCUCUUUGCUUAACCACCAGUGGUUAUUUCAUCCUGGCAAAGAGGAAGUCAGCAAGUCCACUUUAAAGUGUGUGGAUGGAAAUAAUGAAUGUAGAUUCCUCUAGUCUGUUACCAGACAUUAAGUUUGUCUUAAACCACAUCACUAUCAUGCACCUUUUACAAAAGACGGUUAAAAAGAAAUAAGUAGGACUCUAAAAACUUUUUUCAGACAAUCAAGAAGAAGUAAUCAUUCAAUAGAAGUCCUUUUCAUAUUUGUCAUAUAGUUUAUUAUUAUUAUUAUUUACACAUAGCAUUUCCUUAGCUAUUUCUAAAAUGUUGUAAUUAGCUCCUUAAUUUGUGUUGAGGGCUUGUGAUUGGAGAGAGGUUGUAUUGGAUCAAUAGUACACCCUCAAAGUAAACUGUUAAAGUGAAAGUAGGAGACCAGGAGCGUAUCUUUAACAUCUAACUGAUAAAUUACGUUGCUUUUUUUUCGACUCAACAGAAAAGUGUAGUAUUUAGAGAGGAAGAUAAGAUUUGUACAUUUGCACCGUGCAGUAUAAUUGGUCUGUUUAGCUGAUCGUGUUACUUCUCUUCCUCUUACUUUAGAAACAUAGUGGUUUGUGAGCUCCUCCGCUCAGCUCGGACACAGUGUUCUUGUUUCACUCUUUGUCUUUACACUGAAGUGAAAGCAGCAGAGGUCAGGCACAGCUUUUUGGAGGUGCAAGAGCUCCACACUUUUAACACAGGGCUUUGAGUUAAUACACAUACUUGGGAACAGCUGUUAAAGGUCAAUUCCCACAAGUCUGGUGUUGGAGGAUCAGGCUCCCUCCAGUCUACUAGCUGAGAGAGAUCACUUACGACCCCUCCACGGCUCCCCCUGCUGGGCCUGUGUCAACAAAUAGGGAGCAAAGAUCUUGUGUGUUUGUAACUGUAUCACCAUCACUUUCCACCUCCCUCUGCUGUUAUAGUAACCAGUUUAGCUUCAAAGAGGUCAUUCCCAUUAUGAACUGUAUAUAGUGACAUAUUCACAUCUAUAUGUAUAUUAGCACCAACCUAGAUGCUAUUGAUGUUAUUUAAUAUUAUUGGUGUGCUUCCUUUUUUUAAAAAUUAAAAACUGAUAAUUAAAAAUGAUUCAUCUUAAGUUCAAUUACUAUGUUAUCAAUCAGUUUACACCAACAGGUGUGAAAAGUGGAAACAUAUUCUCCAUGGUGUUUGGGUUUUUUACAUGUUUCUGGGGUGCUGUAGUGCUGAUUUUGUUACCUUUUCACACGCUCAUACUAACCUGAUCCAUGCUGUGUGUGAGGCCACAAUCACAUUUCUGUUCAUCAGAAGCUACAGCAGGUCUGUUACUGUGUUAGAGGUUUUUUUUUUCCACUGCCUUUAACUCGUCUCAUGUUGAAUCCACACGCUCAAAAACCAAUGAAUCCUGGUCAGCUGGCCUGUGAUGUAGCUGUAAUGUUUGUUUAGUGGCCUUAACAAGGGUCUAAUUCUUAUGACUUGUGUAACAUUUUUAAUUGUCUGAUAUCAAAUAAAUAGUAUUUACUGCU
Molecule: messenger RNA, 2455 nt
Organism: Scomber japonicus (chub mackerel)
Lineage: Eukaryota; Metazoa; Chordata; Actinopteri; Scombriformes; Scombridae
Gene: vamp8
Product: vesicle-associated membrane protein 8 (endobrevin)
Exons: 3
Coding region: 190-564 (124 amino acids)
Biological process (GO): SNARE complex assembly; vesicle fusion; vesicle-mediated transport
Cellular component (GO): SNARE complex; plasma membrane
Molecular function (GO): SNAP receptor activity; syntaxin binding
Source: RefSeq, a predicted model, not a curated record